AUGGCGUCGUCGGGCAGCGGCGUGCCGGCGGCAAGGGCGGCCGUGGCGCGGAACGAUCUGACCGAGGCGCGUGGCGCCAAGGCGAGGCUCAGGAACUUCCUGCCGCAGCUGGAUGACCACCGCGCGGCGUGGGUGCAUCUGGAGAUCGACGGUGUCCUAACCAAGCUGUCGGCGCGAUGUCGACGUUGGAUGUGA
Messenger RNA from Miscanthus lutarioriparius, 195 nucleotides. Lineage: Eukaryota; Viridiplantae; Streptophyta; Magnoliopsida; Poales; Poaceae. The record is from the annotation of a GenBank genome assembly.